UCAAAAUGGAGACCAGGGACAUCCUGGUCCCCGAGGAGCGCAUUAAAAUGUGCAGGGAGAUGCGGACCCGCCAAGUGGAGAACUACAAGAAGUUCAUGGCACUUCAAGAGCAGCAGCAGCCGCAGCCCCAGAGAUUGUUUCCACGGAAACCCAACAAAAAGGGAACAACUGUUCAUUUUCACAGCAGUUACAUUUUGCAGUCAGCAAUAGAAGAAGUGGAUGGAAAACAAGUUUUGACAUUGUUGAAUACUGGAGCUGAUUAUAACUUUAAGACAGGAAAUGGAUCGUCUUUACUGCACAAGUGCUGUGCAGAAGGGAAUGUAGCAAUGGCAGAGCUGUUGGUCUUAAAAGGAGCUGAUGUCAAUGCAGCAGACGAUGACUGGUGGACUCCUUUGCACGUGGCCUGCUAUCAAGACAACGCAGACAUUGUCCAGCUGCUUUUGACAAACGAAGCCGACCUGUCGUUGAUGGACGUGGACGGCAACUUUCCCAUCGACCACGCGCCGCAACACACUGACUCCUGGGAAACAAUCAUAAGCUUCAUGGAGGCAAAAGGUUUAACCGAGAGAAAAAUGAAGAAGCUGAGGCAGCUGAGGGGUCGUCAGGUUGAGGACGAGGUUCGAGCCAUCAUUCAAACAUCUAGGGACGUCAGCAAGGCUGUGACUAGCGAUGGAGUGACCUUUCUUCACAUGGCAUGUGCUAAUGGCUAUACUAAGUGUGGACAACUGCUUUUGAAACAUGGCGCUCAAGUCAACGCCGUCACCACCAGCGGCUGGACUCCACUACAUUGUUCUGCCAAAUUUUGCCAGGCAAAGAUGGUCGAGCUGCUUCUUAAACACGGAGCGGACACAAGUUGUGUAAACCACGAGGGUAACACUGCCCAGGAUGUGGCUAUGGGAGAGGAGAUACAGAAGCUGAUAAGAAAAGCGAGGUGUGCGGAGAGGAAAUCAGCCACUGGGGGUGGAAGUAUGGAGGAAACUGCAGACGGAGAGGAGGAACACAGCGGGUCCGUCAGCAGAAUUAUGCGUCCAUUCCGCCUUCCUUUAUCAAAAGCAGACCGUCUCAUGGAAGGACAAACUCUCUUAUAUGGAGGAACAUUCAUGACCCUGGAGACUGGUCAACCGGAUAUCGAUCUAUCGUCUACUCAGACUUCAAGAAAAGAAGAAACUGUCGUUGACGACGAUAACGACAGUUAUAAACAAGUCUUCAUCAGUUCUGUCUACAGUAUGCAUAGUUCUGAGAAGGGUGAACUGCCUUUGCCGGGAACAGACGACGAUUUAAGUAAGCUUCCUUCGUUGUCCGAGGAAAUCAUUCUUGAUGCUAUUCUACAGCGAUAUAGCAGGAGUCAGAUUUAUACUUAUAUCGGAGAUGUUAUCAUUGCUGUUAACCCUUUCACUGAACUCCCUUUGUACGGCCAAUGGGCGUCAAGAAUCUUUCGCAGACAUGACCCGGGGAUGUCACUUCCGCCCCACAUCUAUGCGGUGGCAGAGCGUGCUCGUCGGGCGCUGCUGUCGUCACAGACUGACCAGUGCUGCGUCAUUGGAGGCGAGAGUGGCGCGGGCAAGACGGAGACCUGCAAGCUGCUGGUGCAGCAUCUGAUGAACUCCUCCGCUAGUGUCGAGCAUCGUCUGAACGAGAAACUACAUCAGGCAAAUCCACUGCUGGAGGCCUUUGGUAAUGCCCAGACUACACGAAAUCACAACUCCAGUCGUUUUGCUAAAUACAUGGAACUCAUCUUCGCUCCUGACGGAUGCGUGCUGGGAGGCCAUGUGCACGAGUACCUGUUGGAGAAGUCAAGGGUUGUCCAACAGGGUCCAGGGGAGGGCAACUUUCACAUUUUCUACUGGAUGCUAAAUGGAACUACACCUGAAGAGAAAUCUCAGCUUUUCUUGGAGCAUAAUAACUUUAAGUACCUCAGGAAUAGUGUUCCCCAAGAAGUUAAGGCAGACAAUCAGCAGAAGCUACUGGAAAUCAAAGAGUGCAUGAAGUUAAUUGGUUUCUCACAGAAUGACCUCACAAACAUGUUAAGUACACUCGCUGCUGUGCUGCAUCUGGGUGAUGUCACUUUCUUUGAGUCUGAUGAUACAGGUGGUGCCAUGGUCAUUGACUCUUGUAUACUGACUAGAGUGUCAAAGCUUCUGCAAGUGCCAUUUGAGGAUUUGGUGUCAGCACUGACUGUGGAUGUUCUUAUGGCCAGAGGGGAAGAAUUACGAAAGACUCUAAGUGUGGCCCAGGCAUGUGACAAUAGGGAUGCUCUGGCCAAGGCUUUGUACAACCGUCUCUUUUCUUGGAUAGUGAACGGCAUUAACCAGUUAGUUGCACCUCUGGAGGACUCCCCUGACAAGAAGCUCUGCUUUGGCAUCCUAGACAUUUUUGGCUUUGAGAAUCUGGAGAAAAAUGACUUUGAACAGAUGUGCAUCAACCUGGCCAAUGAGCAGAUGCAAGUAUUUUAUCAGCAGCAAGUGUUUCAGCAGGAGAUAGCUGACUGUCUGGCUGAAGAAGUGCCUCCCGUUGAAGUCACUUUUCCCUCUGGUCAAGAGGUGGUGGAUGUCUUUAUGCAGAGAAACACUGGUAUUUUUGACCUCCUAGAUGAAGAGAGCUGCUUCCCAAAGGCAACUGACAAAACUCUGGCAACCAAACUACAUAACAGCCUAGGAAAAAAGUACAACAGGGUAUACAAGAGUCCAAAGUCUGGUGGCACCAGUUUUACCAUUGUCCACUAUGCAGGCACUGUUCAGUAUCAUCUGGCUGGGGUCUUGGAAAAGAAUCGUGAUACACUCCACAGCUCACUCACCUUUGUCAUGCAAAGUAGUGACAACAUGCUGGUAAAGGAGAUUUUUCAGUCAGCUGUUACCAGAACUGGUUCCAUAUCACCUAGUGCACGACAACGCAUCACUCGCAAGAUAAAACCCUCUUGCUCUCCUUUCGAGUUCUUCAAAAGAUUUCACAAAUCAAAACAAGGACCAAAAAAGAUGAAAGAGGUAGCCAAUUUGAAAACAAAGAAAUCAUCAACACUUACUUUCCAUUUCCAGAACUCCCUGAAGGAGAUGGUGACCAAGCUGGAGUUCUCAGCCCCUCAUUUUGUGCACUGCAUCAAGCCAAACCAAACUUUGGAGGCGUUGACGGCUGACCGGAAGUAUGUUUCCAUCCAGCUUUGCUAUGGAGGCAUUCUUCAGACUGCUAUAGUGCGUAAGGAUGGCUAUGCUGUCAGAUGCAGCUUUCAGGAGUUUGUGGAAAAGUACCCUGCAUUAAUCAUGUUCCAAAAACCAAAGAAGCCCAGAAGUGACUACCAACAGCAGUCAGCGGCACUGCUCAGCACCUUCUCAAUCCCCAUCUCUCAGGUAGGCUGUAACAAAGUGUUUCUGCACUUGCACCAAGCGAGAGAACUAGAUGCUCAUGAAGCAGCCCUGAAUGUAAAGGUCAUCAUUACUCAGUCAGUUGUCCGUAGAUUUUUGGCUAGACAUCUUGCAAGCAAACUUCGCAAAUCCAGAGAAGUUUAUACACAGAAAGAGCUGUCUCAAAGAGAGGUAAAGACCACAACAGAAGAUACAAGUCCAGAAGAAGAGUUAAUAGCCAAAGAAAAUGAAGAGGAAGAGGAAUCAAUAUAUGGUCAUGUAUUUGAUGAUGACCAAGAGAUUUUUUUGAGGAAGAAGCCCAGAGACAGGUUGACUGGAGUUCCAGCAGAUGUUCAGCACUCAUUAGAUUUUCUUGAUGAUGUCAUCAGGGAAUUUACCUCCAACACAAGAGAGCUUGAUUUGAAACAGGAUAGUGAUGAUGCUGAUGGUGAGGAUGAUGCAUACCAGGAUGCUGUGUCCCUAUACUUGCACCAGACUAGUAGAAAGAGUGACAGUGAGCACAGAGGGGGACCUUCUCAUAGUGAGCAGCUAACACAAGAGUUUGAAAUGAACCGCAAACACAAUCACAACAGUCUCCAUCUUCACCAGCAGCAUCAGCAGUAUUAUUCUCAGGAUGUGCUGCAUGACCCACCUACCCGUGCCUUUCCCCCUCUCCGAGGGAGAUGUAUUCACAUGCAGCUGUCUGCAAUCUUGCCACCCCUAAUGGCCAUCAGCUUGCAGGAUCUGGGAGCAGACGGGCUCCACCUGCUGUUCCCGAGCGCAGUCCAGGACACCCAUCUAACAUCUCAGCCACACUCCAGCCGCAAAUCUUCUAUUUCAAGCCGGGAAUCAACUUCAUCAUCUGACCUUUGCAACGAAGUGAACGAAGUAUUUGAUGCUAGUCCUCAGCAUAGUUACCAGCAUCAUCAGCAUCAUCACCAGUACAACCCUGCCACAGCUACCAACAGUCGCUUUGUUGACAGUCGACCGUUUUCUUAUGCAGCAGGGAUAGACCCAAGGGUACUGCAGCAAAGGCAGCAGUGUACAAAUUCUCCUGUAAACAACAACAGGUCACGUGUGGUUUCGGAAGGUUUUGCUGCUGGUGACAUGUCAUACAGUGAUACACAAGGACGUGGUUUUCAACCUUAUGGAGAGCCUGAAAGCUGGCAUGUUGACAGUGGCAAGCAUGGCUCUGGUGAUAGUGGCUUUGGUUUGAAUGGACAUGCUCAUGGAGCACCUCCUGCAAGUCAUGCAGGUGGACCAGCAUCCGUGUCACACAGCAUGCUGUAGCCUCUGGACCAGCUUAUUUGACUCCAGGACACUGUCA
Molecule: messenger RNA, 4662 nt
Organism: Pomacea canaliculata
Lineage: Eukaryota; Metazoa; Mollusca; Gastropoda; Architaenioglossa; Ampullariidae
Product: unconventional myosin-XVI-like
Exons: 31
Coding region: 6-4625 (1539 amino acids)
Cellular component (GO): myosin complex
Molecular function (GO): ATP binding; cytoskeletal motor activity; protein binding
Source: RefSeq, a predicted model, not a curated record